UAACAGGUGUUGAAUGUGGAUCCAAUUCCACACAAGAAUGUUUACACCUUGACACCCUUUCCAUUUGGACACGCUUCAAUUCAUUUCUCCAGUCACCAAAUAUGGAAGAUUCUUCAUGGCGAUACAAGAUUUACAAUGAGAUUUUAGAGGCCCAAGAACAGCAAGACAGUAUCGGUCAUUUGGAAGGGGAGAGUUGGUCCGGAGAGAGGGAAACGACGCUAAAACCAAAACCAUAUCACCCACAAAAACUUGGUGAAAAUAAUGGGAGUUCGUACUCGGAUUUUAAUGACGAUUCUGGUCCUUCUUCUGUAGCAGGUUUGCCUCAAAAUGAUGGGAGAGAUUACGUCGAUUAUGUUAGAGCUUCAGAUUUGAACAUUGAGAGUGCAAAUCGUGGAUAUAUGGGAGAAAAUUUACAUGGGAAUGACCCAUAUCUGUUGGAUUGCCAAGGUAACCACCGCGACGCGGAUCGACCUCCAUCGUACAGCGCAGCGUACCCUGUAAACGCCCCACCAAAUCAGGAACAAACACACGAUUUUUACGCAGAUGGCGGGUAUAUCCUCAAUUCACAUGAUCACCAUCACUCUGGGAAUGAUUUGAAAGCAAACCCUUGGAAUGACAGAGAAGAACCUGACCAUUCUACCUCAAAAACCAGCUUCGCGCCAUACGGAGACGGAUCCAAAUAUGGCAGCGAGAGGUCAAACAACUUGGCCAAUCCCCAAGCCGACCGCAGCCGAUGGCAAACGGGUUCAGAGGGUACAGCACGGAUGCCACUGCCAUUAGUCACUGGUGGUAGUAGCAGUGGUAAGUCACACAGCUACAAAGACAGUCAUCGAAACAGUAACAGUGAUUCGUUCUCUUUCAAAGAGUCUCAACAAUCAUCAGGAGUAACACUGGAUAACCGCAAGUCAUCUUCGACAGCUAAAUACAACGAAUACGAUUACGAGUAUCAGCCCGGACGCGAGGCAAACGGUACCGGCGAGGCGGAUCGAAGAAGGGGAAACGGCACAGAAUUGCCGGGGAAUAAUUGCAGGCAUUCCUCGGCGGCAGUUGUGGGGGAGGGAAUUCCUCGUGCUGAAGAAAGGAAGGACAACCAUCAACACAGUGCACGUCAAUCACAAAACAAACCAAGAUCACAUGAAGUCAGUUAUGGUCCGGAGAUACAACAGGAUACUCGAGAGCAACAUGCUGCAUCAAGGCAGUUUGACAAUUUGUCAGAAUCUUUAAGAUCAUCUGACAGACAAUCUGCAUUUCAACCUCUGCAAGAGAAUAAACCUUCUUCAACAACAAGAAGACACUCGGGUUCUGGGUCCAAUCGUUCGUCCAUAAGCAGCAGCUCAGCUGACACCAGCUCUGGUCAUUCACAAGAUCGAGACUGGACGAAGAAACAAAGUAACAGGAAAAGUAAAUCCGAAGAGUACAGAAAUCCCAGCUCCAUUAAGCUACCAAAUCCAGACUUAAACCAAGAUUGGUACAGACUUGUUGAGAAAGCUGAACGAGCCGCACCAGGGGAGAGUCCAUCGAAAUCUAGUUACAGAUCAUCAUCGUCAUCAGAAAAAUCUCCAUCAGUAGAUUCGGGGUUCUAUUCUCAAGACAAGUACAAUAAAGAUAAAAAAAUGAAUAUGGCAGCACCCCUUCCCCAACGUAACAGCCAAGAAACAGCGCACAGUACAAAAUCUGGCCAUAAAAUUGGUGGGAACAUCAAACAAUCUGGAUCUGCAGUGACAAAAGGUUAUGCCUCAGCCCCCGUCUCAAACGCAACCAAAACAUCAAGAGUGACUCCCGAAGUUACGUCAGUGCCCUUGCCUAAGAAGAAUCCCCUCCUUAGGUACGAUGUGGUUCCACCUAAGGCACAUGGCCCCUCGGAAGCGGAACGUAAGUUGGAAGAGCUCACUCGUCAACUCGAGAUAGAACUUUCAGAGAAUCCAGAUGGAGAGGAGUUUGGUGGCUGUGUUAAGUGUGGUGAGAAGGUGACUGGUGCAGGGCAGGCCUGUCAAGCUAUGGGAAACUUGUACCAUACAAAUUGCUUCACAUGUUGUUCUUGUGGGAGGACGUUAAGAGGGAAAGCUUUCUACAACGUUCAUGGCAAUGUGUACUGUGAGGAAGAUUACUUGUACUCAGGAUUCCAACAAACAGCAGAGAAAUGUGCAGUAUGCGGCCAUCUCAUUAUGGAUACAAUACUACAAGCCAUGGGUAAAUCCUACCAUCCCGGCUGCUUCCGCUGUGUAGUGUGCAACUUGUGUCUAGACGGUGUCCCAUUCACCAUUGAUGUGGAUCACAAGAUAUACUGUGUCAAAGACUAUCAUAAGAAAAGGAGAAGAAUGUUCGCCCCUAAGUGUGCAGCCUGCCUAGAUGCCAUUACUCCGGUAGAGGGUACCAUGGAAACAGUGCGAGUCGUCUCAAUGAAUAAGGACUUCCAUGUUGAAUGUUAUCGUUGCUUGGACUGUGGGCUUCAGUUGUCAGAUGAAGAUGGCAGGAGAUGCUACCCCUUACACGAUGAUCUUCUUUGUUAUACCUGUCACAUCCAGCGAAUAUCGCCUGGUGCUUUCCCUUACUCUCCUAAAAACUCCAGUCCCUCCGAGCAGUUCUCUCCAGUCUUAUCACCAAGCACCACAGUACCUACAUCAGCUACCCCACCAGACACCCCUACGGAGCCUACCCCAGGAGGUACCCAUUACCCAAAGAGGGCGUCAUCAGCAAAUGGUAGAAUGAUCCCACCAAACUAUACCCCCUUUGGAGGAGCUAGAUACCCAACGCCCGGAACGCCCCCGCCCGAUCCCCCACCAUACUCCCCACAUGACCCUCUGAGAGACAUGUACCCCUCCACCCAGAGGGUUAGCCCUAGAGAGUACCAGUACAGAGGAGCCAAAUCUGAGCAGCAGGGUAAACAUUCCUACCCCUCUAGGAACCCAUCUGCAUUGGGUAAUGAUGCGGAUGGGGGUAACCCAUCUGGGUACGUUGUGACCGAUUUAUAAGGCAUGGGGCCAGCUGUGCAUUGAACAAAAAUCAAAAUGUGUUCUUUGGGAUAUUGGUUAUCAAGCAGUUGUAGUCAAAACUAGUAAGAUGUUUUUUUUUUUUUUUUUUAGUGUCUCUAUAUAUUUUUUUAGAACAUCUGUAGAAAACAUAAGUAUUAGUUAACAUUUAGCGAGUGCAGGUUGAAUCAUGUGUUAUGAGCAGUACUUUAUUGAUUUUUAACGGUGCAGCCGUCGUUGUCACUUAUCCAAGGGUGGAAGAAAAAAGUUUGUUUCCUUAUUCAGGUGCACUAAUACCUAUGAUUUUAUUCAGGGAACUAGACAGUUGGAAGUUGCAAACCGCAAAAUGUAGGUCUAUUUUUCCGCAUCAUGUGCUGUAGACAUCUAGGGUCCCUGUAAUGCGUGUGAUUUAAACAUGGUAAGCAUCAACAUUCAAAUAUUUUUUAUUUUAGCCUGUAAUUGUAAUAAGGUUCAUUGCAACUUAAAGGCAGUGGACACUAUUGGUAAUUACUCAAAAAAAUUAUUUGCUUAAAACUUUAAUUUGUAACU
Molecule: messenger RNA, 3518 nt
Organism: Asterias rubens (European starfish)
Lineage: Eukaryota; Metazoa; Echinodermata; Asteroidea; Forcipulatida; Asteriidae
Product: Wilms tumor protein 1-interacting protein homolog
Exons: 10
Coding region: 102-2972 (956 amino acids)
Biological process (GO): response to hypoxia; negative regulation of hippo signaling; positive regulation of miRNA-mediated gene silencing
Cellular component (GO): P-body; nucleus; transcription regulator complex
Molecular function (GO): transcription corepressor activity
Source: RefSeq, a predicted model, not a curated record